Gongylonema pulchrum is the source of this 645-nucleotide messenger RNA. The record is from the annotation of a GenBank genome assembly. NCBI's taxonomy places the organism in Eukaryota, Metazoa, Nematoda, Chromadorea, Rhabditida, Gongylonematidae.
AUGCGUUUGUGGGACUUUUCGACUUUCGUACUCUUUCAUUUGUUUGUCGUUCACUAUGCCGUCGAGGCUGGUGGAGCUUGUGCCGUCACGUAUCCACUAUUUGUUGGAUGUUACAAGUGCGGGCCGGAAUACGGUGCAGCGGUGAAGCAUGCCGAAGGAGGAACGGAUUUUCCGAAUUCGUUUACAGUCGCGAUGCUGAAUCCAACUGCACCAAAACUCGGAAUAGAAAUGGGCCAAAUUUUUAGUGCAAAAGGACUGCCAAAAUCAACUGAAAAGCAUAACCUGAGCCAUACGUAUUCGAAACACUCAUUGCGCCGCCAGCUACGAUCGUUCGGUUUUUUGUACACACCAAGUGGACAAGCAAUUCAGCUUCGAGGAAUCCCGGGGCCACCUGGACCACCUGGACCAAUUGGACUGGAUGGGCCGAAAGGCGUCGCGGGCAUGCCAGGGCCAAAAGGUGAGCGAGGGGAGCGUGGUCCAGUGGGACCGCCCGGUUAUCCAGGCCCUAAGGGUGAACGUGGUUAUUCGUCUACUCUUAGCAGAAUACAGGUUGGCAACACAGAUUCGGUGACGCCGAUGCUCAUCCAGGUAAAUUUUGUUUCCGAUGCAGCUGGUCUGCAUGUUAUUUUCAAUUGGUUUUGGUAA